This is a messenger RNA of Oppiella nova, 539 nucleotides long. The record is from the annotation of a GenBank genome assembly. Lineage: Eukaryota; Metazoa; Arthropoda; Arachnida; Sarcoptiformes; Oppiidae.
AGGGCCGGGAUGAGAUCAUAUCGUCAUCGGGUGGUAACGCGGGUCUGGCGACCGCCUGUUCCGCGCGUAUGUUAGGCCUCAAGUGUCGCGUAUUUCUACCCAAUUAUACCUCUGAAGUGAUGAAAGAGAAGUUCCGCAAAGAGGGCGCCGACACUGUCAUCGUCGGUGACGUCUGGAAUGAGACCAACGAUAUGGCGCUCAUCGCUGUCCGCGAGUCCCCUAAUUGUCUAUACGUCCACCCCUUCGACGACCCCAUCCUAUGGUCGGGUCACUCGACAAUGAUUGACGAGAUCGCGGAGGACUUGGAUGCCGUGCCCUCAAUGAUCAUCACCUGUUGCGGCGGCGGUGGCCUACUCUGCGGUAUCAUUGAGGGUAUGCGACGCCACGGGUGGACAUCCGUACCGGUGCUGGCGAUGGAGACGAGAGGCGCUGACUCUCUGAACGCGGCGGUCGUCGCGGCUAACGGAGGGACUGUCCGUCCCGUUCGCAUACCCGACAUCACAAGUAUAGCUAAAUCUCUCGGUUCGCUCAUUAUAUGC